AUGGGCGUGAGCCUGCUGAGGAAGCAGCACUCGUCGGCGGCGGGGGGCUCGAGCGGCGGCUCGUCGAUGCCGCCCAAGGGGUGCAUGGCGGUGCGCGUGGUGGGGCCGGGCGGCCGCGCGGAGGAGGAGGAGCGGUUCGUGGUGCCGGUGGGCUACCUCAAGCACCCGCUCUUCGUGGGCCUCCUCAAGGAGGCCGAGGAGGAGUACGGCUUCCAGCAGCAGGGCGCCAUCACCAUCCCCUGCGGCGUCGACAACUUCCGCCGCGUGCAGGCCGUCAUCGACGGCCAGCGGCACGGCGGCUCCGGCUCCGGCCGCCUCGUCUCCGGCGGCCACCACCACCACGGCUCCUCCUCGGGCCACCUCCACUUCCACCUCGCCGCCUGCUUCAGGGCCUGA
This is a messenger RNA of Triticum turgidum subsp. durum (durum wheat), 396 nucleotides long. The record is from the annotation of a GenBank genome assembly. NCBI's taxonomy places the organism in Eukaryota, Viridiplantae, Streptophyta, Magnoliopsida, Poales, Poaceae.